UUGUUCUAAUCAACUCAUGUUAUCUAAAAUACUUAUAUUACUUUAUUUGAAAUACGUCAAAAAAGUUGAACUAAAGAGACCUAAACAUAAACUUCCAUAUAUUCCAAUUUUAUUCUCCACAUACUAAUUAAACCCCUGUCUUCACCUAUAUAAAUACUACCUGGGCCUUUUCCCAUACAUCACUCCCAACCAUACAUUCACAUGCUUUUGACUUUGUCUUCACUACUCCUACUAUAAGAACUCCUACAACUAACACUACAACAAAUAAAAUCAGCUCCUACUAUAAGAACUCCUUUCAAUUUGCUCUAUUUCAACCAAGAUGAUGACUGUAUUAGUGCUACUAGUGCAGUUUUUGAUUAGUGUUUGUAAUGGAGAAAGCUUUGAUCAAGAUUUUAAGAUAACAUGGGGAAAUGAUAGAGGAAAGAUUAUCAAUAAUGGACAACUUUUAACUCUUACUCUUGAUAAUCUUUCAGGUUCUGGUUUUGAAUCUAAUAAGGAGUUUCACUUUGGUAAGAUUGAUAUGCAAAUCAAGCUCGUCCCUGGCAACUCUGCUGGCACUGUCACCGCGUAUUAUCUAUCGUCUCAAGGUGAUACUCAUGAUGAGAUUGAUUAUGAAUUUCUUGGGAACGUGACGGGUGAACCUUACACUGUGCACACCAAUGUGUAUGCUGAAGGGAAAGGAGAAAGAGAGCAGCAAUUUCACCUUUGGUUUGAUCCAACUAAAGAUUUUCAUACUUACUCCAUCCUUUGGAAUCCCCAAACUAUCAUAUUUGCCAUAGAUGAGAUUCCCAUAAGAGAAUUCAAGAAUAGAGAACAAAUGGGCAUCCCAUUCCCUAAGGCUCAUGCAAUGAGACUCUAUUCAAGCAUAUGGAAUGCUGAUCAAUGGGCAACUCAAGGAGGCCGGAUCAAAACCGAUUGGAGUCAAGCUCCGUUUAGUUCAACUUACAAGAAUUUCAAGGCCGAAGCUUGUGUUAGGUUCGGUGGAACAACAUCAUGUCACCCUCAAACCGUUAACUGGAUGACUCGGAAGCUAGAUGGUUCGAGCAUAGAUAGGCUUAAUUGGGUGAGGAAGAACUUCAUGAUUUAUAACUAUUGCAUUGAUAACAAGAGGUUCCCUCAAGGCCUUCCUAAGGAAUGUAACGCCAUCGACUAAGUAAAUAGAAUCAAUACCAUAUAGUAAUAAUAUAUCGGUUUAGUAUAUCCUAUGUUAAUUUCAUUUUCUUGUGUUUCUCUUUAAUUUUAAGCUAAGGUUAAAAUAAAUACUACGUAUGUUGUUUAGUAUAUAUGGUAGAUUUGGUUCAUCGUUGUUGUAAAGGGUUAACAUGUACAGUAAUAAGUUUAACCCUUUUGCAAUUUUAGUUUGUAUUUAGUGAUGAUCAAUGAAGACAUAAUUGGGUAUCUAAUUAAGCUACCAUCU
Molecule: messenger RNA, 1417 nt
Organism: Chenopodium quinoa (quinoa)
Lineage: Eukaryota; Viridiplantae; Streptophyta; Magnoliopsida; Caryophyllales; Amaranthaceae
Product: probable xyloglucan endotransglucosylase/hydrolase protein 25
Exons: 3
Coding region: 320-1153 (277 amino acids)
Biological process (GO): cell wall biogenesis; xyloglucan metabolic process
Cellular component (GO): apoplast; cell wall
Molecular function (GO): xyloglucan:xyloglucosyl transferase activity; hydrolase activity, hydrolyzing O-glycosyl compounds
Source: RefSeq, a predicted model, not a curated record